Messenger RNA from Ambispora leptoticha, 2730 nucleotides. The record is from the annotation of a GenBank genome assembly. NCBI's taxonomy places the organism in Eukaryota, Fungi, Glomeromycota, Glomeromycetes, Archaeosporales, Ambisporaceae.
AUGCUAUCGCGACGAUUCGGAUACUCUUAUAAAACGAAGACCGCGUUUCCUUUUCCUUUCAAGGUUUCUUUUGUUAAUAAAAGCAAUUUGUUACAACGACAACAACAAUGUUAUCACAUUUGUUUUGGUGGUAAAAGUGGCGGUCUAACUGGCCAUAGUGAUGGUCUAAAAAAUAGAGCGCGACUUCAAACAUUUUUCGGAGAAGUUCGUAAGAAUAAUGUUAAUGGCCAUUAUCGCGUUGAUUUUUACGCGUAUCAUCGGUGUUAUGCUUCAGUGAGAAAUAAAACAAAAGUUGUUAAUUCUACAAAAACAACUGAAAGCUUGAAAAAAAAAACAAAAGCUGAUAGUUCUUCAAUAUCAAAUAAAACAGCAACUAAAAUUCCCAUAAAAGAAAAAGUUAGUAAAUCUAAUACCACAAUAACUAAAGGACCUCGAAAAAACCAGGUGGCUACUGAUAAAGAAUCUGCGAAUGUUGAGAGCGAUGCAAAUCAUGAAUUAAUUGAAAAUAAUACUAAAUCAGAUGAUUCAACAAAUACUGAGGCUGAUGUUAAGGGAACUUCAUCUUCUUUAAUAGGAAGUGAUGCAUCAAGUGAAGUGUCAGCAAGCGAAGAAAUUGCUGAAGGAAAGUUGGAUGCUUCGCCUGUAACAAAGGAUAGCUCAAAUGAGGCAUCAGCUGAAAAAAUUGAGUUAAAGGAUAACAGCAUUGAUUCUAAUCCGCAGAAUUAUUCCGCCAAGAACGAUUCAAUUCACAAGGAAUUUAUAAGUGAAACAGAUGAAAGCAGAGUCAACAUAACGGAUCAUCCAACUACAAGCGAAGAAGCAAAAACAGAGGCAUCUGUCGAUGAUGAUACCACAAAAGAAAACAUCAAUUCAAUUCAGAAUUCCUCCAUUAAAGAUGGAUCAAAUAACGACAAUAUGGUAGUUGAGAAUUUGUCUUGUAAUGAACCAACAUCAAUUGACGAUUCGUCAAAAAAUGAUGUACCCACAAAAAUAUCCUCAAGUGCCGACACUAAACCAAGUGAAAUCAUUGUUGUAGAUGCAAAAACUAUAGAAUCAAAUCAGAGAUCUAUAGGAAGUGGCGAAAUUCACUUGAGCGAUAGCCAAUUAGAAAAAAUUUUGGGACCAUUGCGCCAAUUAAAUGAAAAUUCGGCCAGAAUUGCAAAUUAUUUACGCCAAUUAAAUGAAAUUCAUUCUUUAUGUUUGUCUAUACUUUGCGCAUGUUCACAAGCCAUUAUAGACGUGACAAAAGAUGAAAAGGCUUCAAAACAGAGCAAAGAAGGGGAUUCAAAUGAAAUAAAUAAAGAUCUCGACAUCUCUGAAUUCAAAAAUUUCUGCGAAAAAAUCAAUGCGACGGAAGGAACUCUCAAAAAAUUUGAAACAAUACGUGAACAUCCGGAAUUUAAAAACAUUUUGAUACAAAUAUUAAACAAUAAAAAACCAUUUUAUGUAAAAUCGGUUAAGUUGAAAAAGUUUAUCGACAAAUUUGAACCUAAUGAACUUAAAAUAAUGCUAGAAAAUGCGACAGAGUAUCCUACCAUAUAUAGUUUAUUUGAUGCUUUAUCUACCAAACAAAUUACAGGGAAUACCGGUCGUCUUGCUAUUGAACGGUACAUACGAGAAAAAUGUAACUCACCCGAAUUAAGAGAAUUCUUUAACAAGAUUUUAGAUAAAAAGCUCAAUAUCAAUAUAGCUUCAAAAAACAUGAACAGAAUUUUUGGCGCCAACACAAUUCCUUUGUUUUCCGUCGCAUUAGGUCAAGAACUACCAGAGUCUAAUUUUGAUAAACUGUUUCCAGAGUCACAAGAAUCAUCUGGUAUUAAAUGGUUUGUUUCACGCAAAUAUGACGGUGUUAGAUGCAUCGUCCAAUAUUAUCCUAAUUCAAAGGAAAUAAAAAUUAGCUCAAGACUGGGAAAUCCUUUUACAGCAUUAAAAGAUCUCGAAGAAAGGAUAAAAUCUUUAAUGAAUCAAAAUCAAGACUUAAUCUCAAAAAAUACGAUAUGGGAAAGUGGUUUGGUGUUGGAUGGGGAAAUAUGUGUUUUUGAUGAGGAAGUUAAAGAUCGCGAAAAAUUCCUUUCAGCUUUAGAAGUGAGGAAAGUUAAUGAUUAUCAGAUGAAAAACUUUCAGUAUUUAGUGUUUGAUUGUUUAACUGAAGAAGAGUUUACCAAAAUGAGUGGCAUCAGAAAUUAUCAAGAACGUUUAGAUUUCUUGAAUAAAUUAUUACCCGAUGACAAGAAAGAGGAUCUAGGCAUGAUAAGCAUAAUAAAGCAGAAUAUUUUGGAGAGUAAACAAAGUUUAGAAAAGCAGUGGGAAAAUGCAAAAGCGAAAAAUUGGGAAGGAUUAAUGUUGCGUAAAAAUGUCGGAUAUCAAGGCAAGCGAAGUUCAGAUCUCCUGAAAGUCAAAGGAAGAAAAGAUGCAGAAUAUACUGUGAAAGAUAUUGAAAUAGGGCCAAUGAAGAUCGACGGCGUGGAGUAUAAAGAUGUUUUACGUAGUGUAGUUAUUGAACAUCGUCAUGGAAACAAACUAAAUAAAGUGCAUGUUGGAAGUGGAUUAACAAACGAAGAUCGCCUGAAAUAUAGGACUCCUAGAUCUAUUAUUGGUAAAGAAGUAACAGUAGAAUACACCGAUGAAUCCAAAACUCAAAAAAAAAAUGGCAAAGGGGAAUGCGAAACUGUAACAUCGUUGCGAUUUCCAAGAAUAAAAGCCAUUUAUGAAAAAAAAAGGGAUGUUUAG